ACAUACAUCUAAUGGCUUUCUUUCAAAUAUUUUAUCCUGUGAUUCUCUCCUCUUUCAUUAUUCUAAGUGAAAGGGAAAACUAAAGAAAUUGAACAGAAAAACUGGGGAGGGAGUCAAACUAAUAUCAACCUUUAAUCCAUACAUAGAAAGGCACAAUGCUGCCAAUGAAGACCUAGUCGCAAUCUAUAUAUAUGUACGGUCACCGACUUUUGGUAUCCAAAAUAUUGCAUGGGAAGCAUCAAUUUGGAAUUCACCUCUGCAUCAGCCAAGUGUUUCUAGUUCCACAAAUUUCGCUCUGUUAUCCUCUCCACGUUUCUUUGCUUACCCAAACAUGCCCUUAUCUUCCUUGCUUCCAUGCACGUAUAAAAGCUGCCUCUCUAAUAUCAUCGUUAAUCUAACACAAAUAUCAAAACUAAUUCAAUUUUGUCUAAACAAAUGAGCCAACAACAGCUACAAAGGUCUCAAGAACCCCUUGAUGGACAUGUCUUUUCCCAAGAAGAUCUCACUGAGAAAACCAUAGAUACGACGGCUCCGUCAGAGAAUGCAGUGGCGGGACAAAUCCAGAAGAGAGGUGGGGAGUCGGGUGCUGGUAAUCAGGGCUUGAGCAUAGCAGUUGCAGGGACUGAUACCCCUGGAAUGCGUAUGGUCAGAGUCAGAGAGUCAAUUGCUGGACAGAUAGUUGGGCAAAUAUACCAAAGAGCGCCAAUCCGUCCGAUGACACCACCAGCCACAUUUCAACAAAGUGAUAAUAUUAGUGGUGGUGGGAUCACCAUAGGCGAAGCACUUGAAGCCACAGCUCUAACAGCCGGAGAGAAGCCUGUUGAAUGGAGUGACGCGGCAGCAAUUCAAGCAGCGGAAGUAAGAGCCACUGGUCGCAACAGCAUUACCCCCGGUGGUGUCGCCGCAGCUGCCCAAUCAGCAGCAACACUCAAUGCUAGGACUCCAAGGGAUGAGGACAAGACAAAACUAGCAGAUAUUCUUGCGGAUGCGACUUCGAAGUUGCCGAUGGAUAGGCCGGCGACGAGGAAAGAUGCGGAAGGGGUGACAGGUGCAGAAAUGAGGAAUAAUCCAUACCUCACUACACAUCCUGCGGGCGUUUCUGCUUCGAUAGCUGCUGCUGCCAGACUCAACCAGCAGAAUUUUUCAAAUAACUUAAAUUAGAUUGGUUUUUCCUUUUUUUUUUUUAAAGAAAAAAUUUAUUUUUACAAUGGUUUAACAGUCAAAUACCUUGUUUAUGGUGAUUAAAUCAAGUAUUUAUAUCGAAAUAUUCAGCCUCGCGGUCUCUUUGAAAACUGGUCAAAAGCAUUGCCAAUCAAUCUGUACAUCUAUCAGGCUUUGGUGGAUCUUGUAAUAUAUUUUGUAUUGUUAAUAGUCGGCUGAAAUAUCAAUUGCG
This is a messenger RNA of Hevea brasiliensis (rubber tree), 1393 nucleotides long. RefSeq names its product late embryogenesis abundant protein 47-like. The record is from RefSeq and is a predicted model, not a curated record. Bases 436 to 1161 code for a protein of 241 amino acids. The transcript is spliced from 3 exons. Lineage: Eukaryota; Viridiplantae; Streptophyta; Magnoliopsida; Malpighiales; Euphorbiaceae.